Phycomyces blakesleeanus NRRL 1555(-) is the source of this 1263-nucleotide messenger RNA. RefSeq lists its product as hypothetical. The transcript has 3 exons. NCBI's taxonomy places the organism in Eukaryota, Fungi, Mucoromycota, Mucoromycetes, Mucorales, Phycomycetaceae. Bases 1 to 1263 code for a protein of 420 amino acids. The record is from RefSeq and is a predicted model, not a curated record.
AUGACCUAUUACGAAGAGGAUCAGGACGAUGUACCUCAGCGUCGCGUUCCUAGUAAAGCCUCUCGUCAGCGAUCAUUCCUUCGUACACCCAUGCCAAAUCAAGCAAAAUCACAACCAGCAGCUCCUACGGCACAAGCUUCGGAAGAGUUCUCGACAGCAAUCUCAUGGCCCAUUCUGUUGGCUGUGAUUCCUACCCUAGGAGCCUUUAUUGCCGGCAGUGCGGAAGUGUGGAGCGACUUUAUCAUGAUCCUGCUCAUUCUGUACUAUGUCUACAAGUGGAUCACAGUGCCUUGGUCUUAUUACGAAAGCGCUCGAUCACGACGGAUGAUCCACCAAAAUGCCACUUCGUACGCGGAUCCCUUGGAUGACCGGAAGAGGGGAACCGAAUUCGAGCGUCGCCGCCAACUAGCCUACGAGUUACGUCGACAUGAACUAAUGGGUCUUGUGUGGGUAAUUGCCUCGCCUGCCCUGGCAGGUUACACACUUCAGUACAGCCGUUACUUUCUGAGCAAUUACGACAAGUACGUUAGCUCCUUCAACGUCACUGUAUUUGUAUUUGCUGCUUCUCUCAAGCCUCUCGCACAUGUGAUGCUGUUGCUGCGAGAGCGAACACUCUACCUGCAAAGCGAGAUGCAAAUUCAAGAGACCGAAACACAGCGGCUGCAGCGCAAACUAGAAAUGAUGGAAGAAGAGCUUAUUGGUUUGCGCAAAGCAUUUGCCACCAAAAAAGAUCUUGGCCAGGCAACCGAAGGAUUAGUACCUACACUUGAGCAGCUAACUAAAGCUAUGCGUCGCUGCGAGAAGAAAGAGACUGCAUUAAGAUCAUGGUCUGAAGAGCAAUUUACAGUUGUAGACAAAAAAGUGAGAGAAUUUGACCAGUUUAUCUGCUAUCGAAUCGAACAAGACCAACGAAAAUCAACCCAACGUGCGGUUGCCACCCUUUUAUUCCUGCCACUCAACAUCACCUUUUGGGUUGCCAAACGCAUGACUCGCCUGUUGCCGAUCCCCCGCGCGUUACUUGGCUCCUCCUCUACACCAACACGGGGUGCAAAGCCAAGUGCGCUUGCACCCCACCGCCCACACCGCUAUCGCAGUCGCAACAGCCAUGCCACACCAUCACGACACCUUACUCACCCAGAUCUAACGGCUUCUUCGCCUGAUCAGUUUGGAAUGUUCUAUGGAGACACCCUACCCGAACCUGAACAGACGGAGCAAGUUUAUUCCGGAGAAGAGUCUCUUAAUUCAUUUGACCAGCACAACUAA